Molecule: messenger RNA, 642 nt
Organism: Eruca vesicaria subsp. sativa (arugula)
Lineage: Eukaryota; Viridiplantae; Streptophyta; Magnoliopsida; Brassicales; Brassicaceae
Source: the annotation of a GenBank genome assembly
AUGGGUUGUGGAAAAUCAAAACAUGAUGUUGUCACGGGAAACACCACGACGGUCAAGAAACCUUCGGAAGCUGAGUCAGUAAAGGGAAAAAAAGAGAACGAGUCAAUUAAAAGACAAGAAAAAUGCACGUGCCAGAAAACCAACGAAGUCUCAGCUGUUGUUUCUAUGAACCGGCCAGAAACCACCGUGGAAAACAAUACCAAUGAACCGGAGGAGAAAGAAGCUGGAGAAGAUUGUGGUGAGAAGGUAGCAGAAGAGACCAAUAAUAAACAAAACCUGGAGGAAAAGGAAGUCAUCACUUUGCCAUCGGUGCCCCAAAAUAUUGUGACGGAGGAAACUCUUAACGAGGUUAACGAGAGCGCUUUGCCUGUGGAUGAACAAAAAGCAGAAAAAGUUGAUAUUGAGACGGUGGCCGAAGAGGAAAGAAGUAUGGAAGAUAAAGUUGAUUCUGGUGACGUCGACACUCCACCUUCUAAGGUUGAAGAACCAAAGCCGGAUAUAGAAACUCCGGUAACAGCAGAAUCAGAAGCUCAAGAACUUUUGACCACAGAAAAUGUAGAAACUGAGGCAGCGGAAACUGUAGAAGUUGCAUCCACAGAAAAUGAUGACGUUCAGGUUCUAAAGGAGGAAGAUAAAGUUUGA